GGCACCAGCUAUAGCACGACUGAGGAUGACGCCAAUGAACGACCGCGAUAGCCCAAAGCAGGCCAUGGACAGUGCCAACCCGAAGAAGACGUCCCCAUUGAAGGAUGAAGCACGCCUCGGUCAAGAAGAACAAGGAUUCCUAGAUAGGUUAUCAAAAAGAUGA
Acaulospora colombiana is the source of this 163-nucleotide messenger RNA. The record is from the annotation of a GenBank genome assembly. Lineage: Eukaryota; Fungi; Glomeromycota; Glomeromycetes; Diversisporales; Acaulosporaceae.